Molecule: messenger RNA, 1290 nt
Organism: Nothoprocta perdicaria
Lineage: Eukaryota; Metazoa; Chordata; Aves; Tinamiformes; Tinamidae
Gene: CFAP300
Product: cilia and flagella associated protein 300
Exons: 7
Coding region: 1-789 (262 amino acids)
Source: RefSeq, a predicted model, not a curated record
AUGUCGGCCGGGGAGGCGCCGCGUUUCGCCUUCCGCGCGCUGCCCCRGAAAAGCUUCGCCAGCCUCGACAGCCGCGACACCCGCGAGCGGCUCCUCAAGUGGUCCAUGCAAGGCAGGAUCACAGCACAGGCCUUCAGCUUUGACCAGCCAUUCAAGCCCUAUCUGAAGGAUGACUUUGUUACGGCCUUUUUUAAAGAUCAAAAUGUGGUCUCCAGUUUAAAGUUGCUCUCAGCUUCAGGACAAUGGACGACAUUGGGUUCCAACGUGAUAAAAACCGAAGCUACGGUGGUGCCCUGUACCCAGAUUUCCAUGUCAUUUUUUGAUCGUUUGUACACGGAAGGAGUUGUUAGAGAAACUGGACAUAUUGUGAAAUGCUAUGAUGAAUAUUAUGACGGUAUUAUCAUCUCUGAUGAAUUAAGGAAGGUCUUGCUUCUGGAAGAUUCAGAGCAUUAUGACAUAUUCAGUCAGUCAGAUCGCCAGGAGUUUCUCUUUUGCCUUUUUAAGCACCUCUGCCUUGGAGGAACUUUCUGUCAGUAUGAGGAUAUGCUUGGCCCAUACUUGGAAACCACAAAAGCUUUAUAUAAGGACUUGGUAAGUGUUCAAAAGAAUCCAGAAACAAAUGAAAUAAGCAUUACUUCUACUGUCUUCAGAGUGUCUGCAUAUGACGAGGACGGCCUGUGCUUCCCAGCGCGGCGCGGCCACGCGCAGAGCUUCGCCUACCUGCUCGUGGACCCUCGCAGGCGGCACGUGCACAGCCUGAGCCACAGCUUCGGCGUGGGCACAGCCUGAGCCGCAGCUUCGGCACGUGCACAGCCUGAGCCGCAGCUUCGGCGCGGGCACAGCCUGAGCCGCAGCUUCGGCGCGGGCACAGCCUGAGCCGCAGCUUCGGCAUGGGCACAGCCUGAGCCGCAGCUUCGGCGCGGGCACAGCCUGAGCCGCAGCUUCGGCACGGGCACAGCCUGAGCCGCAGCUUCGGCGCGGGCACAGCCUGAGCCACAGCUUCGGCGCGGGCACAGCCUGAGCCACAGCUUCGGCGCGGGCACAGCCUGAGCCGCAGCUUCGGCGCGGGCUGCGCGCGCCCCGCGCCCUGAGUGCCGCGACGCCUCCCGUUGCUGCUGCCGCGGGGACGCCUGGGCACCAGCCUGUGUGCCCUGCUCUGUACGGCUGCUGCUGGAGUUAGCGGGGGAAAAAAAGUUGUGUACAAGGUUUGUAGGUUCUUUUAGGGCAUAUUCUGGAACUGUUUGUGUGACUUUUCCCUCAUGGCAUUAGCAAUAAAAGACAUUUUUUCUG